Emericellopsis atlantica is the source of this 1197-nucleotide messenger RNA. RefSeq lists its product as uncharacterized. The record is from RefSeq and is a predicted model, not a curated record. Lineage: Eukaryota; Fungi; Ascomycota; Sordariomycetes; Hypocreales; Bionectriaceae. The coding region runs from base 1 to 1197 and encodes 398 amino acids. The transcript has a single exon.
AUGACAGCUCGGUACUUCGUCUUGUGUUCCCACAUCCUUUCAGACAUCUCCCCGCUCCCACUUCUGACUGCCCAUCUGUUCUCCCCUUUCAACAUAGGUAUGAACCACACCAAGCUUCAGAUCGACGCACAACGGGCUUUGCGGUCUCGUGCACCCGAUCGCUCGAAGAGGGCAGUUUUCGCGUCAAAGGACGCAUUGCACUAUCGCUAUGAGGGCCAGCAAUUCUCCGAUGUGAACUUCCCAACAUUCAUCGAUCUUUUUGUUGCGCUUCCGGGUCCGCAGCUCUCGACAGUAGCCAAGAUCCCCGAAGUUAUUCAACCACGCAGCAGCCCCAGGGCUAUUUUCGAGGAUGGCUGGUUGCGUCUGUAUCGAGAUGGCUGGGACACAGAUCCUGUCUUGGCUGCCCUGGUUUUGAUUGGUUUGUCGACCCAACUCAUAUUUAAUUACGCCAUUAUUCUAACGAAAGUAGAAGCAGCUCACUGGGUAUUGAAGUCGGCGCUCAACGCACUAGAACUACCGCCCUUGGAAGUCAUCAAGGCAUGCGACGAACAUGUCACUUGGGUGAAGGAAGCCUUGUGCAAGCCUCGUUCAGCCGCGACCCAGCCCUCCCCCACGACUCGAUCUUCGCAUAACACCCACAGAGACCAACGCCGCCCGGAGAAGAGACCAUUGAGCGAAAUGGACAGCCCAAGUGAUGUCGAGAAUCCAGAAACGCUAACCCCGGUUCAAGAAAGACACGAUGCCUCCGUCACGUGUGGUGGGUUCGUCGACGGUCCAUGCUCGCAGGAAUAUGGGUACAUUGAUAAGCCUCUUUCCACCAUCGAUGCAGUCAUACAGGCAAAUUCAUCAAACCUAGAUACGCUGGUCACAUCCAGAACUUUGGAACCCAAUAUCAACCCGGCAGUGCUCCAGCCAAUCGAGACUGAAGUUAGCGAUACGAUAACGGACACACUGCCUCCACACGAACCAGGCCAAGAAGGCGACAUCCCCUUAGCAAACCAGGCCAAUGCUAAUGAAAAGCAACCGCCGCGGCCGACUCAUGGCGACUCGGAGAUAAACACGAAAUCGAUUGUUGCACCCUCUGGGACCAUAAGCACAACAUCCUUGGUGACGUGGACAGAAGUCCCUGGUGCUAGUGGCGCUUCCUCCAUACUUGAUGCGUCACGGACUUUUGAGUUCUGGCCUCCCGAGCUCUGA